Messenger RNA from Chaetomium globosum CBS 148.51, 492 nucleotides. RefSeq lists its product as uncharacterized. The transcript has a single exon. Bases 1 to 492 code for a protein of 163 amino acids. The record is from RefSeq and is a predicted model, not a curated record. NCBI's taxonomy places the organism in Eukaryota, Fungi, Ascomycota, Sordariomycetes, Sordariales, Chaetomiaceae.
AUGUCUUCAGGCGACGCCCUUGACCCGGCUAACAAGCCGGGCCUGACCAUCGAGACCACCACGACCACCCUCCAACACAAACCCUCGCAAGAAACGCUCCAACCAUUCCCUACACUGGAAGAAAAGGACUCGGCGUACCCGCGGCCGUCCGAUCUAUCAACCCCGGCCACAGCACGCGCGAAUCCCUUCGACACCGAUAUCGAGGCGAUGCACGUCAUCACACAAGACUCCAGCAGGAAGUCGGCCGAAUGCACCAAAGGGGGGACGGAUUGCCAUGCCUGGCCUGGGCAAGACCAUUGGAAGAAGAAGGCCAAGGCGGCCAGGAGGAACAAGCACAGCUGCAACUGCCUCGCAAGCAUGAGCAAGCGCAACCGCAUCACCGUCAAGAUUCUCAUCAUCAUUCUCAUCGUCGGCAUCGCCGUCGCCGUCGGCUUCGGCGUCAGCAAGCCACUCGGCGCGGGCAUCUGGCGCAGCGAGACGCAGAAUAGCUGA